CGUGUUUGGGAUGAAAGGGGCGUCCCGCGAGGUUUGCUCUGGAAUCCGUGCCGCUGUUCACCUCUGGUGGGCGAUAACUAUCUACCUCGCGUGAGCAAGAAGGUAUGCCUGUUGUCUUUACCCGACCUUCCCAGCCAUCAUCACGUUUACAGUGUUCCAUUUCCCUCUCAGCAAAUAUGAAAGACUGACUAUUCGGACAGUCUCAGUCCUUUGAUGCUGUGACUCAUGUAAGCGUGGCAUCUUCUACUACUUUUCAAAAGAGGAGUACUGUAUACAUUUCAGGAAGAUGUGGUUAAUACAAACACCCCAAUCCUUAGUAACUAAGCCAGGAGGAAGAGGACAAAAUAGAAAAGCAAUUACUCUACUAAAAGCCAGAAUGAAACAGUUGCCUGCAGCAACAGUUCGCCUCCUUUCAAGUUCUCAGAUAAUCACGUCAGUGCUCAGUGUUGUGAAGGAGCUCAUUGAAAACUCCUUGGAUGCUGGUGCCACAAGCAUAGAGGUUAAGCUGGAGAACUAUGGAUUUGAUAAGAUAGAGGUUCGAGACAAUGGUGAGGGUAUCAAGGCUGUUGAUACACCUGUAAUGGCAGUGAAGUACUACACUUCAAAGAUAAGCAGUCAUGAAGAUCUGGAAAACCUGACAACAUAUGGUUUUCGUGGGGAAGCCCUAGGUUCAAUUUGUUGUGUGGCAGAGGUUUUAAUUACAACAAGAACAGCUGCUGAUAAUUUUAGCACUCAGUAUGUUUUAGAUGGUAGUGGCCACAUACUUUCUCAAAAACCUUCACAUCUUGGUCAAGGUACAACUGUCACUGCUUUAAGGUUAUUUAAGAAUCUGCCUGUAAGAAAGCAAUUUUACUCAACCACUAAAAAAUGUAAAGAUGAGCUAAAAAAGAUCCAGGAUCUCCUGAUAAGCUAUGGUAUCAUAAAACCCGAUUUAAGACUUGUUUUAGUACAUAAUAAGGCAGUUAUUUGGCAGAAAAGUAGAGUAGCAGACCACAAAAUGGCCCUAAUGUCAGUUCUUGGGACUGCUGUUAUGAGCAACAUUGAAUCCUUGGAGUACUACUCUGAAGAAUGUCAGGUUUAUCUUAGCGGAUUCUUUCCAAAGCAUGAUGCCGACCACAGUUCCACAAGUCUUUCAACCCCAGAGAGAAGUUUCAUUUAUAUCAAUAGUCGACCAGUACAUCAAAAAGACAUAUUAAAGUUGGUCCGACGUUACUACAAUCUGAAAUGCCUAAAGGAAUCCACUCGUUUGUAUCCAAUUUUCUUUCUGAAAAUAGAUGUUCCUACAGCUGAUGUGGAUGUAAACUUAACACCAGAUAAAAGUCAAGUAUUAUUACAGAAUAAGGAGUCUGUCUUAAUUGCUCUUGAAAAUCUGAUGGUGACUUUUUAUGGACCAGUACCUAGUACAGAUUCUCAUGAAAAUAAUAAAACAGAUGUUUCCUCAGCUGAAACAGUAGAAGCAGAUGUGCUUUUUAAUAAAAUAGAAACAUCUGUAAAUAAUUGUCCAAAUGGUGAUAUUUCAGCUGUAUCUUCCCAAAAAGGUGUAUAUAAUGAUGAAUCUCAAAAAACCACCGAUCUUUGUUUAAGUCAUCAAAUAAAUAUUAGUGACCAUUGUGAUGAUCAUUUUAAUAGGGAAAAUUCUAACAUCAAUAAAGACACUAAAAAUACAGUUGAAAAAAACUUAAGGGAUAAUUUAUCCUCGGAGAAUAUCCAAAGGGAAUGUAUUGCAGCUUGUUUUGAAGGUUCUGUUAAGCAUAUGCAAUUAGAAAAUAGCAGUAAAGGCCAUGUGGAUGAUAGUGGGAAACCUAAAGAAGCAUCAUCAUCUUCUGAGACGUCUUUAGACAUUUGUGCAGAUGACUGGAGCAAGGGAAAUUUACUUAAUUCAGUUGGAGAGAAUAUUGAACCUGUGAAAAUUUUAGUGCCUCAAAACAGUUUAGCCUGCAAAGUGAGUAAUAAUGAUCAAGGCCUUGAACAAAAGAAUCUCAGUGAUGGUGCUUGUAGUAAAAAAUCAAAUGUAAUAGAUAACAAGUCAGGACAGCUUACAGCUUAUGACUUAAUUAGCAGUCGAGUGAUCAAGAAACCCAUGUCAGCAAGUGCCAUUUUUAUUCAAGACCAUCGUGCUCAGUUUCUCACAGAAAAUCCUAAGACCAGUUUGGAGGACGCAACUGUACAAAUUGAAGAACUGUGGAAGACAUUGACUAAAGAGGAAAAGUUGAAAUAUGAAGAAAAGGCUACUAAAGAUUUGGAACGAUACAAUACUCAAAUGAAGAAAGCCAUUGAACAAGAGUCACAAAUGUCAUUAAAGGAUAACAGAAAAAAGAUAAAAUCCACCAGCACAUGGAGUUUGGCACAGAAACACAAGCUGAAAACUUCAUUAUCUAAUCAGCCAAAACUUGAUGAGCUCUUUCAGUCCCAAAAUGAAAAAAAACGGAGUGAAAAUAUUAAAAUAAUAGAGAUUCCUUUUUCUAUGGAAAACUUAAAAAUAAAUUUUGAGAAACAAAAGGAGUUUGAUGUAGAAGAGCAGGAUGAACUUUGCUUAAUUCACAAUCUUAGGUUUCCUGAUGCAUGGCUAGUUGCAUCCAAAACAGAGAUAAUGUUGCUCAAUCCAUACAGAGUCGAGGAGGCCCUGCUAUUUAAAAGACUUCUUGAGAAUCAUGAACUACCUGCAGAGCCACUGGACCAGCCGAUUAUACUAACAGAAAGUCUUUUCAAUGGAUCUCAUUAUUUAGAGAUUUUGUGUAAAAUGGCAUCAGAUGACCAAAGAUGUGGUGGAUGGACUUACCUGUCUGAUGCUCGUCUUACAGCAAAUGGUUUCAAGAUAAAGUUGAUACCAGGCGUUUCCGUUACCGAAAGCUACUUGGAAAUAGAAGCAAUGGCUAAUUGUCUCCCAUUCUAUGGAGUAACAGAUUUAAAAGAAAUUCUCAAUGCUAUACUAAACAAAAAUGCAAAGGAAAUUUAUGAAUGUAGACCUCGGAAAGUGAUACAUUAUUUAGAGGGAGAAGCAGUACGUCUAUCUAGACAACUACCUAUGUAUUUACCAAAAGAAGACAUCAAAAAUAUAAUCCAUAGAAUGAAGCAUCAGUUUGCAAAUGAAAUUAAAGGGUGUGUUCAUGGUCGUCCAUUUUUUCAUCAUUUAACAAACCUUCCAUAAACUUCUUAAUUAAAUAUGUUUAAGAAUAUUACUGUUGAUACCAAUGAGAACAUGAAAGGAUGAGUCCGUUUUUAAACCACUUUUUAUUAUCAUGUGUUAAAUUAUGAAUGAAAAUUCUCUGGCUUAUUUGUAUGUUGAAAAAGGUUCAAAAGUUGUAAAACCAAUUUAAUAAAUCAUUACAGGCUAUAUUUAUAUUUUAUCCUCACAGCCUUCACUAUAGUUCCCAUGUUGAGUACAGGUAGUUUUUUCUUGAAUGGUUCUCCUUUUCAGGCAGAACUUUCCCAUCACACAGUCUCAGCUGCUGUACUUAAUAAGACUUGUCUGUAUUGUGUAAAGUAAGAUAAAGAGAAAGGAAGUAGGAGAACUAGUAAGAUGAAGUUUAGAAGAGAAGUAAUGUAACUUCUAAAAACCUGCCACUUGCCUCCAUCUUGAGAGUAAUAGCUUAGCUGAUGCUGCCUCUUUCUUAUGUUGUUUGGUCUUUGAGGUCAAAAUUUUGCAAAGAACAUAGGGAGACAUAAAUUUUUAACAGAAUUAGGGGUAAGAUCACUUUAUUUAAGUGCAUCCUUUCUAAAAAGGCCAGCACACAGUGCAUUUGCUCAGCAGAAGAUGCUAGACAUAAUGUCAAGUAUAAUGCUUGAAAUUCUUCCUUUGCCCAGCCUUUUUUCUUCGGCCAAAGUUGUCUAUUUCCCAUGACCCAAAUACUGCUUUUUCUUUUAUCUUUCUUUAUAAAUAUAGGACACCUUUCUUAAAGUAAUCCUUUUCAACUGGUUAAAAGAACUGGAGAAAAGAAUAGCUCAACAAGAAGAGAGUAAGAAAAUUUGUAUUGCACAUUUGUACCAACUCUAAUAAAAAUGAAGACUCACUUUUAAA
Perognathus longimembris pacificus (Pacific pocket mouse) is the source of this 4018-nucleotide messenger RNA. It is a transcript of the gene Pms1, whose product is annotated as PMS1 homolog 1, mismatch repair system component. NCBI's taxonomy places the organism in Eukaryota, Metazoa, Chordata, Mammalia, Rodentia, Heteromyidae. Gene Ontology annotation, cellular component: MutLalpha complex. The transcript has 14 exons. The coding region runs from base 287 to 3148 and encodes 953 amino acids. Gene Ontology annotation, molecular function: ATP hydrolysis activity; ATP-dependent DNA damage sensor activity; mismatched DNA binding. Gene Ontology annotation, biological process: mismatch repair. The record is from RefSeq and is a predicted model, not a curated record.